This is a messenger RNA of Medicago truncatula (barrel medic), 1603 nucleotides long. Its product is annotated as cyclin-dependent protein kinase inhibitor SMR13. Gene Ontology annotation, cellular component: nucleus. The record is from RefSeq and is a predicted model, not a curated record. Gene Ontology annotation, biological process: regulation of DNA endoreduplication. Bases 567 to 995 code for a protein of 142 amino acids. The transcript has a single exon. Lineage: Eukaryota; Viridiplantae; Streptophyta; Magnoliopsida; Fabales; Fabaceae.
CACUUCAUUUGUCUUAACAUUUAACAAUCCCUUUCAUGAUGUUGUCUUCAAAGUGUUAGUGUCAUCAUCAUUAACAAUUACUACUUAGGUUUAUUUAAUUAAGAAUUUGCACCUCUCAAAAAACAAAAAUUUGUAGCACACUUCUUCAAAGUCUCAAAUGGCUGCUAAAAAAACACAUAGAUAAGUUUAAUGUCUUUUUUAAGAAACCUUGUCUAGGAGAUUCCUCAUUCUUAUUCCACACUUCCACACUCUUUGAGUUUAUCUAUUUUAGUGUCUUAAGUAAGCAAUAUUUUGUGUCUAUUGUGUUUCAUAUAAAUUUCUAGUGAAAAAAUCAUCAUUGCUAAACCCCUCUACAAAACAAACCCUUCCCUUAUAACUUUUGAGUCAAAAUUGAUUAUUCCAAAAAGCACUUACCAAUUGUGGUUGGUUGUUAAACCCUGCUUCUCUUAGUAAAAGUUUCAAUCUUCUUAAGUUACCAGCUUUUGUUAAUGUCAGUUUAUACCAACCUUUACUAAGUUCUUUUUAACCAAACCAAAACCUUUCCCUCUUUGUUGUCUCAAAAAAAAAUGGCCCCUUCUGGAAGAACAGCAUCAAACAAAAUCUCAAGGACCACAAAAGCUACAACAAGAACAAGAACAAGACAACCUAGAAGAACAGACUUCAAGAAGAAGCAGCAGCAGCAGCAAAGUAGUACUCAUACCAAAAAACAAGAGAUAAUCAACAAAGUUUUGCCUUCUAGCUGUCUUCCAAAAACCUCUCAGGAGUCUUCAAAGGAAGAGAAGACUGAAAUUUCUGAGGUAAUUGAUGUUUCUAACAGUAACAAUAACAGUGCAUGUUCAACACCAAAAGGUCAGAAAUAUAGGAUACCAGAGAUUUCAACAUGUCCUCCAGCACCAAAGAAACAAAGGGUAGUUUCAAAUUGUUCUUUGAGAAGGUCACCACUUUCAUUCUUUGUACCUCCUGAUUUGGAGCACUUUUUCUUGGUGACACUUUGAGUUUUGUUUUUGUGUGUAUGUUAAUAGCAUGAUAUAUAUAAAAUAAGCUCAUGACAAAUCAUACUUUUGAAGUGGUCUUCAUAGGAAAUGGAGACAUGUAUGCUUUAGGAAGUUUUUUAGGUUUUUGUGUGUUUUCAUGUUAUUAGGAAACAUUUACUUAGUGUAUGUUUCGAUGAGCGGUAAGUUUGAAAAAAUUACAGUGAUACUGUGAUUUUGUUGAAGUUUUAGGUGCAACUUCGGUCAAAAUUAUGGUGGUUCAUCGUAAUUCUAUCAUUCUUACUGUCAAUUCAAACAUGAACCUAGCUUACCCCUUUGUUUAGUUUAUGCUAAUUUUAGCUUUGUAAGAACUUGUAGUUUUGUAGGGUUUGUUAGUUUCUGAAUUUAGAUGGAGUGGUUAUCCAACUAAAUUUACAUUUUUAAGCUUUAUUUUUUUUCUUGUUUUUUUUUUCUUCUUAUAGAAGAUAUGUACUAACCUUUAUAUUUAAGUGUGAUGAGUGCAAAUGUAAUGGGUUUGGUUUGAGGUUUUGAACUCUACAAAGCUUAAUUAAGUUGUAUGUUAGUCACCUUGAGAUAAAGCAAAGUCAUAUACUUCCUUUUGUAUGCAAAAA